Rhodotorula toruloides NP11 is the source of this 3618-nucleotide messenger RNA. Its product is annotated as structural maintenance of chromosome 2. Lineage: Eukaryota; Fungi; Basidiomycota; Microbotryomycetes; Sporidiobolales; Sporidiobolaceae. Gene Ontology annotation, molecular function: ATP binding; protein binding; ATP hydrolysis activity. Bases 1 to 3618 code for a protein of 1205 amino acids. Gene Ontology annotation, cellular component: chromosome. The transcript has 16 exons. The record is from RefSeq and is a predicted model, not a curated record. Gene Ontology annotation, biological process: chromosome organization.
AUGAGGGUCACGGAACUCAUCCUCGACGGGUUCAAGUCGUACCCCGUGCGGACAAGCAUCGCGGGAUGGGACCCUAGCUUCAACGCCAUCACGGGACUGAACGGGUCCGGCAAAUCCAACAUUCUCGAUGCUAUCUGCUUCGUUCUCGGCAUCACCAACCUCACGACGGUCCGCGCCGCCAACCUCCUCGACUUGAUCUACAAGCGUGGUCAAGCCGGCGUCACCCGCGCUUCCGUCACCAUCGUCUUCGACAACUCGGACAAGACGCAGUCGCCUGUCGGGUUCGAGAACAUGCCGGAGAUCUCGGUCACUCGCCAAAUCUCGGUCAACGGCCAGAGCAAGUAUCUUAUCUGCGGUCAUCGCUCGACGCAGCAGGCCGUCCAGAACCUUUUCCAGAGCGUCCAGCUCAACAUCAACAACCCGAACUUCCUCAUCAUGCAGGGCAAGAUCACGAAGGUGCUCAACAUGCGACCGCUCGAGAUCCUGUCGAUGAUUGAGGAGGCAGCCGGGACGUCCAUGUUCGAGGAGAAGAAGGAUAAGGCGAUCAAGACGAUGUCGAAGAAGGAGAAGAAGCUCGACGAGAUCCAGUCGCUUCUCAAGGAGGAGAUUGUGCCCAAACUCGACCGGCUGCGGGAGGAGAAGCGCACUUUCCUCGAGUUUCAGAAGACGGCGAGCGAGCUCGAGCGGCUGAGCAAGCUCGUUAUCGCGUGGGACUGGACGCAGGAUCACCUCAGGGUCGAGAAGGCGAAGGAGGCGAUCAAGGAGGGCGAGGCGAGGAGGAAGGACGCGAGCGAGGCGAAGAAGCGGAUGGAGGGCGAGAUCAAGAAGAUGGAGCAGAGCAUGAAGGAGAUCGAGAAGGCGCGCGACAAGGAACUCGCCAAAGGCGGCAAGGUCCAGGGUCUCGAGAAGCAGCUGAACGCGCUCGACAUGGAGAUCGCCAAGCUCAAGACGCAGGCUGAGGGCAAGGGCCGCGAGAUCAAGGAGGAGGAGGCUCGGAUCAAGGAGCUCGAGAAGACGCAGAAAGACCUUACCGCACAGCGCAGGGCGCGCGAAUCGUCGUCGAAGGAGAACGCCGAAGCGUUCGCUGCCCGACAAGCCGAGCUCGAGGCAGCCAGCAAGUCGCUCACCCAGUCCGAAGAUCUCCUCCAGACAAUCGAAUACGGCAAAGGUCUCUCGAAGGACGCGAAAUCUUCCGGCUACGACGGUCAACUCGCCGCCGCGAAGGAGCUCGCAGGCCGUCUCGAGACCGAUGCCCAGCUCGCGAAGCAUCGUAUCGACUCGCUGCAGAAGGAGCUCAAGGAGAAGGAGCCGAAGGCGAAGAAGGCGGCGGCGGAGAGCAAGGGCCUCGUCGCGAAUGUCGAGAAUGCGCGGAAGGAGAAGGAGGCGCUCGAACAGCGACUGAAGGCGUCAGGCUACGAUGAGGCGGAGGAGGCGCGGCUUGAGGGCGAGCGGGAUCAGCGGGCACAGACGGUCGAGCAACUGCGACAGCGACGAGAGCUCAAGCGCCGCGAGAUCGUCCGCACCGACUUCCGCGCCGACGACCCGUACCCCGGCUUCGACCGGUCCUCCGUCUACGGCACGAUUGCCAGCCUCGUCGAGCUGCCCGAGGCGAACGCUGCUGCCGCGACUGCGCUCGAGUACGCCGCCGGCGGCGCGUUGUACAACGUUGCUGUCCGGGACGAUGCGACGGUCGCGGCGUUCGUCAAGGCGCGGACCAUCAAGACCCGGACAAACCUCUUGCCCGUCAAUUCGCUGCAAGUCUACGUUGCCGACAAGUCUCGCGUCGCGGCUGCUCGCAAGCACGGCGCCGAGCUCGCGCUCAACCUCAUCAAGUUUGACGAGCGAGCGCGACGAGCGAUGGAGUCGGUCUUCGGCAACGUCCUCAUCGCGUCGAACAAGACGAUCGCGAAGCGCUGCACCGACGACCCGGCUGUCCGCAUGCGCUGCGUGACGUACGAGGGCGACAUCUACGACACGACGCCGGAACUGCGCGGCGGCAACUCGACAAGCGAACGCGUCCUCAUCAAGGUGCAGGAGCUGCGCAAGAUCGAGCAGGAGUUGGGCAUGCACCGCAAGGCUCUCGAGGAGCUCGAGGUCAAGCUGCAGCAUUCGAAGGGUGCGGUUGACCUCAAGAAGGCGCUCGACCAGAAGGCGCAUGCGCUGUCACUCCUCGAGAAGUCGAUGCAGAACAGCAACGCGACGAGGGUUAUCGGCGAGGUCGACUCGCUCCGAGCAACGAUCGCCGAGCUGCAAGAAAAGAUCGAGGAGUCGAAGGCGAAGCAGAAGGACGCGCAGGCAGACGUCAAGCGCAUCGAGCGCGAGAUGUCCGAGCUGUCGAAGGACAAGGGAUCAAAGGUCAAGCAGAUCAAGGCGGACAUUGCGAAGCAGAAGACUCAGGUCGCCAAGCUCGAGGAGGCGGUCGAGUCGCUGCGAAGCGAGGUCCUGACCGACGAGCUGGAACUCGACCAAAUGAAGAAGGAGAUUGCGUCCGCUGGUGUUGAACUCGCUGAGGCGCGGAGCCAGAUCGACAAGAUACGCCAGUCGCUCGCUCAAGGGCAGGGCGUCAUCGAGGAGAAGCACGCGGAGCUUCAAGAGGUCCAGCGCAUCAUUGCCGAGGAGACGAAGAAGCUCAAGGGCUACAACGACGAGCUCGACUCGCUGAAGGAAGCGAUAAACGGCCGCAAGGGUGACAUCGUCGAGCUCGAGCUGCAGGUCACGCAGGUUGAGAAAGAGGUCGAGAAGGCGAAGAAGGAUGCGAAGGACGCGGCGGACAAGGUCGCGAAGCGGGAGAAGGAGUUUGACUGGAUUGCCGACGAGUGCCAAACCUUCGGCAAGCCCAACUCGCCCUACAACUUCAACGGGACCGACAUGCGCAACGUCAAGGAGAAGUGCCGGCAACUCGAGGAGACGCACCGGACGAUGAAGCGCAAGGUCAACCCGAAGGUCCUCAGCAUGAUCGACAGUGUCGAGAAGAAGGAGAAAGACUUGCUCGACAUGUACAAGCAGGUCAUGAAGGACAAGACCAAGAUCGAGGAGACGGUCGCCAAGCUCGAUGAGCACAAGCGCGACACGCUCGAGAAGACGUGGACGAAGGUGGACAGCGAGUUCGGCAACAUCUUCGCCGAGCUUCUGCCCGGCAACUUCUGCAAGCUUCAAGCACUCGAGGGCAAGGAGAUCACGCAGGGUCUCGAAGUCAAGGUCCGCCUCGGCUCGGUGUGGAAGGCGAGUUUGACGGAGCUGUCGGGCGGUCAGCGGUCUCUCAUCGCUCUCUCGCUCAUCAUGUCACUCCUCCGGUUCAAGCCCGCGCCCAUGUACAUCCUCGACGAGGUCGACGCAGCUCUGGACAUGUCGCACACCGAGAACAUCGGCCGUCUCUUCCGCACACGCUUCAAGGGCAGCCAGUUCAUCGUUGUCUCGCUCAAGGACGGCCUCUUCUCGAAUGCGAACGUGCUCUUCCGCGCGCGUUUCCGAGACGGCACCAGUGUCGUCGAGCGGACAAGCCAGCGUACGGCGUCCGGCCUCUACGACAAGGAGAACGCUGGACCUCGUGCUGGCGGGGCCGGCAAGGCGGGCAAGUCACGGGCUGGCGGUGCGGGCAGGGUUGAGGUCGCGGCAUAG